AUGUCGUUCUUGUUUGGGAAGAAGAAGCACCAGCAGAACACCGCCCUCCCACCCGCCACCCGCGACAUAUCCUCUUCCCAUGGCCCGGGCUCUAUGAUACCCGCCCCGAACGGCGUCGCAGUUCGAGACCCCGAAAAGGCUCGUAAUGGGCCCCAGGCUCAAACGCCGACUCCUGGAAGCAGCGUGAACAACUCGCUCAGCUCGCUCCAAAAUCCACGAACCACUUCGAGUCCGGAGCCCAAGACUUUGCGCGAACGGUCAGACUCAGAAGUGCAGAAUCCUAAUCCUCGGGCUGCUACAGGAAAUCCUGCCGGUGCGCGCGACUCUCCAUAUCCAUGGUCGCAACGAAGAUUGAACUUUUCGACCUCCUCGAACCCAUUCCCCCGAUAUGGCGCCGCCGUCAAUUCGGUGGCCUCCAAAGAUGGCGUGGUAUACAUAAUGGGAGGCCUGGUAAAUGGAUCCACCGUCAAAGGUGAUCUUUGGUUGGUCGAAGUCGGCAGUGGCACUAUGGCCUGCUACCCCGUGUCUACAACCGGGGAUGGACCAGGCCCUAGAGUCGGGCAUUCGAGUCUGCUGGUUGGGAACGCAUUCAUUGUGUUUGGCGGCGAUACCAAGUUGCAGGAUGGAGACAUGUUAGACGAUACCCUUUACCUCCUCAAUACCUCAACGAGACAUUGGUCGAGGGCCAUGCCGGCAGGGUCCAGACCAGCUGGUCGGUACGGCCAUACGCUCAAUAUUCUCGGUUCCAGGAUCUACAUCUUCGGCGGUCAGGUGGAAGGUCACUUCUUCAAUGAUCUGGUUGCCUUUGAUUUAAACUCUCUUCAAUCAGCAACGAGCAAAUGGGAAGUUUUGAUACCCAACAGCAAGGACGCCGGGCUUGCCACGCCCUCACCACCAGCUCGAACGAACCACUCCAUAGUCACGUGGAACGACAAGCUCUAUCUAUUUGGUGGUACCGAUGGGGUUAGCUGGUUCAACGACGUCUGGACUUACGAUCCACGAACGAAUGCUUGGUCAGAACUCGAUUGCAUCGGUUACAUCCCAGUAGCACGAGAAGGCCAUGCCGCAGCUCUCGUCAACGACACCAUGUACAUCUUCGGUGGCCGAACCCAGGACGGUGUGGACCUAGGCGAUCUAGCAGCUUUCCGGAUUUCAUCGCGGCGUUGGUACAUGUUCCAGAACAUGGGACACUCGCCAUCAGCUCGAUCCGGACACAGUAUGACCGCCUUUGGAAAACACGUGGUUGUUCUAGCUGGUGAGCCGAGCUCAGCGCCCAGCGAUCGGGGCGAGUUGAGCCUGGCAUAUCUUCUCGACACAUCCAAAAUACGAUAUCCCGCAAAUGAAACGCAGCCACCAAUGUCACAGCAAAUGGUCGCUCCACGAAAAAUGAGCGGAAGCGAUAAGAGUGGCAUUCCACAGAGCAGACCCGUAGGGCCUGCGGGGCCUAUGGCACGGGAGAGUAUUGCUGGGCAACCUCCUCCUAGGGGAGCAGAGCCCCCAAUGGUCAAUGGUGGUGGGUCUAGGUUACCUCGAGCUGCUGUUGGCCAAGCGCCAUCGGGGCCUCCUCCGUUACAGCAAGCCCCACAACCAAGAACGAGCGGAACUUCUGGAUCCUUCAAUAGUGGUCGAAGCAAAACACCGACGAAGGAUAAUCGAGGGUUUGGUCCAUCGGUCGACACCAGCAGAGCCGCCAGCUUCGACCGAGAAAAUAUAUCCCCGGGCAGCAGGGAUAGUCCCUUGUCUAGGGACGCGGAGUACCAAACCGCUGCCAACAACGAAAAGGCCAUGAAUGCUCCAAGGAAGGGAUCAGAUGUAUCCUCGGCUGGACCACAAUCAUAUCACAAAGAGUCGACCGACGCUGUACGAAGUGGAAGCGUAGUGUCACGUAACACCUCAAUGUCUCACCGACAACAGCAAUCCAUGGAUAGCGUCGAACAAGGAACCCCAAGGCGCUCGCUCGAUGCCCAACGACGAACCAUGAGUCGCGAAGACCAUCGCCCGAUCGACAGCGGGGUUGGAUCAUCUCCAGCGCUAAGCCAGCAGAACGACGAGCUCAUGCGGGAACUGGAGGCUGCGAAGAGCCGCAAUGCCUGGUAUGCCUCAGAACUGGCAUUGGCUCGCAAAGCAGGGUACCAUCCAAAUGCAUCCAGCAGCCCCGUGCUCGACGAGCGUGCCGCAGACGUUUUCGGCGACGAUGACCGGCCACUUCUGGAGGCACUACUCAAGAUGCGGGCUGAGCUUGCCAAAGUACAGGGAUCCAUAGAUUCGCAGGCUGUUUCUGCAGCGAACAAAAUUGCUGAAGUUGAGAGGCAGAGAGAUGCCGCCAUCAACGAAGCUGUAUAUGCCAAGACGAAGCUUGCUGCUCACGGAGGUAGUCAGGCUGGGACACCUCAGCCUGAUGGAUCUCGAGGGACUGGCACUCCGGAACUUGAUCGCGUCAACGAGAUAAGCCGGCGAUUGGCGACCUCGCUAGCGGCCCAAUCCGCGCUGGCGGCGAAGCUAGAGAAAACCACCGCCGUCAUUGAAGCCGAACGAAAAGCAAGACAGCUUGCCGAAGAAACAGCAGAUGCCGCUCAAAAACGGGUCAACGAGCUCGAUGCUUAUCGACAACGAACUGCUUCGGAGGUCGAGAGUCUCCGCGCAGAGCUGCACGAUGCCCAGCGGAUCGCAAGAGAAGAGAGUGUUCUCAGCGCAGAGGCGCGAUCAUCAUCGCAGCUUCUUGCAGUGGACAAGAAUGAGCUCAGUACAAAACUGAGCAGGGCACUUGAAGAUGCAGGAAAUCACUCGAGUAUCUUACAGACCCUCCGCGAUGCGGUGGCUGCAUCAACAGACAAGGGCGCCCUGAUUGAACGCCAACUCGAAGAAGAGCGACAUCACCGCACUACCCUGGAACAGAAGCUUGCUCAAUUACGUGCCGAGCACGAGGAUCGCACGACUGAGCUUGAGACUACAUCGAGGAGACUACGAGACACGGAGGAAAUUGCUGAGAAGCAUGCCGCAGAAGCUCGUACGCACAAAGAGGCUGUUCUCUCUGGUUUAGGAAGAGUCACGGACAGAGAUGAGGAUGAACACGAGGCUGCUGAUGAGCGUGUCACCAUCCUUCAACAACAGGUCGAGGCUGCAAAUGCCUUGGUUCGCAAGAACCAAGAUGCAGCUGAUUCCGCCGCCGCCAAGCUUCGACGUGCAGAAGAACGAAUCGCCGGUCUUGAGGCUUACCAAGAGCAAGCAAGCCGUGAAGGCCUCAGCAUUCGCAAGCAGCUCCAGCAGACCAUGCGCGAAAUGCAAGCCCUAGAUUCCGAAAAGGCCGAGCUGCACCAAGAAUACGAGCGACACCGGCUGGAGAGCAAUGCGCUCGAAGUGCAACUCAAGACUCUCAAGAAUCUGCUCGAGGAACGAGGUGUCAACCCUGUUGAUGCCCGGAGGUCGCGUGUUUUAGACAGUCCAAACUCGCGCUUCGGGACUCCUGAAUCAAACCGUGUGCGUGAACUAGAGCAGCAACUCGACGCUAGCCUGAAAGCGCAUGAUGAGAUGAGGUCGACUUUCGAACAGCGCGAGCACCAUGUCAGCAGAGAAUGGGAGGAGAAGCUCACCGCCCUUCAUAACGACCACCAGGCUGCCGUGAAGUACCUUCGAGGCACGGAAAAGAUGCUCUCCAAGAUGAAGCAAGAGCUAGACCGCUACAAGAGCACGAACACGAAAUUAGAGGAGGAGCUUUCGCAAGCCAGACAAGCCGCACAAAGCCCCACCACGCAAGUGCACGCCGCAUGGGAAACUGAACGCGACUCUCUUCGCAAUGAGAUCUCCACCAUGCAGACGAACCUGAAGACCUCAGUCUCCCGCCUCGAAACACAGCUCAGCACUCUCCAGGCCGAGCUUGCCACGGCCCGCACCGAUCGCGAGACUGCUGUCCAGCAUGCCCAAGAGCUUGAAGCCGCAGCCACACAAUCUCACUCCGACCUCGAGGCUCUCCGUCAAUCUAACGAAAUCCUCGACCAGCGCGCGCGUGACGCUGAAAACCGUGUCCGGAUGCUGCUUGACCAGUUCGAGAGCUCCGUCGACAAUUACCGCCGCCAGUCGCAGAUCCCGGCUGGCGCUGCCAAUAUUGGCGUCAACGGCGGCCACCACCGCCCUGGCCACGACAGUAUCUCGGGUGACAGCAUUUAUUCCGACGACGAUAACGACGGCGACGGCGAUAGCACCCCGGAUGCUUCUGCCGCUGCCACGCGGAAUUCCAUGGCUCUAGAUAACCUGGCAUCUGAGCUGGAUGCACUACGGAGCCAUUGGGAAACAACCAACAAGGCCUAUCGCCUAAGCGAUCGCUUCGACUUUGAGCGCACGCCAACAAGCGAGAAGAACGAGCUUAGCGAGUCCCUAGCCGCCUGGCGCAAGCGGAUGGACCUUGAAGACGAAGAGAUGCAGCGUGGGGGCAAGACAGGCGGUGCAGCCUCAAUAGCUUCAGAGACCGAAAAGGAGAGGGACCGAGCGGUAGCAAACGUGAGCGGCGUUGGGACUGCGGGUAAUGCGGGCGUAGGACCCGGAGGAAGCGCAAUGAUAUGAUAUGCGUAAAGAAGAGUGAGCGUGGACAAGAGUUCUGUUUGGUUUCUCCUGUUUCUGAGUACAUGUACACUUUCUCUUUCUAUCAUUCGGUCUAGGUCAUCACCGGAUCAUGGUAUUUGGCGGGCGCAUGAGCCUCGGCGUCUUUUCUUCUACAAUUACUUUUCUAUACCUUUCUAUUCAAAUUUUCUUGGAAGCCUUGUUUUCUCAAUCCGCUGGUUUGGCUGGCGAAGCGUUUACUUACCCUUUGAGCGAGUUCUCCUGC
Messenger RNA from Mytilinidion resinicola, 4819 nucleotides. RefSeq lists its product as uncharacterized. The record is from RefSeq and is a predicted model, not a curated record. Gene Ontology annotation, molecular function: protein binding. Gene Ontology annotation, biological process: regulation of cell shape. The coding region runs from base 1 to 4557 and encodes 1518 amino acids. The transcript has 5 exons. Lineage: Eukaryota; Fungi; Ascomycota; Dothideomycetes; Mytilinidiales; Mytilinidiaceae.